AUGGCCGCACCGCCGCUGGCCGCGAGCGUUUGGGGCACGCCGGGCGUGCUGCCCUCGCUGGAUCCUGCCUCGCUGUACGCCGAGGCGCUGCUGCAGCUCGCGUACGGGUCGACGCAUGCCGUCUAUGCGCUCGAACCGCGCACAUGGCCCCACUCGGACACGGUGCCGAGUCUGUACGCCGCCGAAGGCGACCAGCACCGGGUGCUCGUCGGCGACCCGCUCGCCACGACGCCAGACGCAAUCCGCGCAUACCUGCGUGAACACUCGCCACUUGAUGCGCCGCUGCGUCAGGCGCCGCUCGCCGCGGCGCGUGCGCAGGCGGCGCAGGCGGUGCUCGACGACGCCCUCGCGGACCUCGUCCUGCACGCCCUCUUUUCGCUCCCGGCCAACUUUCAAAAGGUGACUGCGCCGGGCCUCGCGGAGCCGCGCCGACAUGUGCUGCCCUCGUCGCUGCCGCGCCGCCUGCGUGCGGCGGUGCGCGCACGCCUCGAGAGCCCGUCGAUCGGUCUGUGGGGCCUCGGCGGGAGCUGGGAGCGCGAGGAGCGCCUCGAGGCGCGCCGCUGGAACGCGACCGCAGGCCUCGCAGAGGCGCGUGAUCCCGCGUCGCAGCUGCCCAAGACGGGUAUGGCGCAGCACCCCGGCCUUGCGAGCGACGUCAAGGAGCAGUGGGAGCGUUCGCGCAUUGCUGCGCGCGCGCGCGAGCUGUUUGCGACGCUGCGUACGAUGCUCGGUGAGGGCGAAUUCCUCGUGGGGUGCGCGCAGCCGACGUCUGUCGACGCGCGGAUGUACUCGCUCCUCGCGCCGCUCGUGCUGUCUGUGCCGCGGCUGCCGAUCGAUGUGCUGCCUGCACUCCUCGACGCCGAGUUUCCCGAGCUCGUGCGGCACACCAAGCGCAUGCACACGCACCUGUGGGGCGUCGCGCCGAAAGAGAUGUGGGCGUGGCAGCGGCCCAAGGCCGAGUACAGCCAGCCCGCGCUGACGCUCGCGCCGCUCUGGGACGCGCUCUCGCCGAAGAAGUGGAUGGCCGAGUGGCGUGCGGAGAAGAAGAGCGAGGAGCGCCUGCCGCCGACGCUGCGGUACGGCCGCCUGGCGUUUGGGCUGUGGGCGGUCUUUGGCUCGCUCGCGUACAUUGCGCUGACUGGCCUCAUUACGAUUGAGUACGACGAGGAGGGCGAGGAAGACGAGGUCGACCCCGACGAGGUCGACCCCGAGAUCCACCCCGAAGAGGUCGACCCCGACGAGGUGGAGCCGGCGACCUAUCCUCCCCCCGAAGAAGGGCCGCCGGACAUGGGCACGAUCGACCCGUCCGAGUUCCUCGAGGACGGAAUGGAAGACGACGAGUAA
Messenger RNA from Malassezia japonica, 1344 nucleotides. Its product is annotated as carboxy-cis,cis-muconate cyclase. The transcript has a single exon. NCBI's taxonomy places the organism in Eukaryota, Fungi, Basidiomycota, Malasseziomycetes, Malasseziales, Malasseziaceae. Gene Ontology annotation, biological process: mitochondrion organization. Gene Ontology annotation, cellular component: SAM complex; cytoplasm. The record is from RefSeq and is a predicted model, not a curated record. The coding region runs from base 1 to 1344 and encodes 447 amino acids.